AUGGAACCAGGAAAUGAGACACAUAUUUUAGAAUUCUUACUUCUGGGAUUUUCCCAAGACUCAGAGCAUCAGUUGGUGCUAUUUGGAGUGUUCCUGUCCAUGUAUCUGGUCACAGUGCUUGGGAACCUGCUCAUCAUCCUGGUCGUCAGCUCUGACUCCCACCUCCACACCCCCAUGUACUUCUUCCUCUCCAACCUGUCCUUUGCUGACAUCUGUUUCACCUCUACGACUAUUCCAAAGUUGCUCUUAAACAUCCGGACACAGAGCAAAUCCAUAACUUAUGCGGGCUGUAUCACGCAGAUGUAUUUUUUCAUGGUCUUUGGAGUCAUGGACUCAUUUCUUCUCACUGUAAUGGCCUAUGACCGGUUUGUGGCCAUCUGUCACCCUCUGCACUACCCAGCCAUCAUGAACCCCCGUCUGUGUGACCUGCUGGUUCUUGUAUCCUGGUUCAUCAGCUUGAUCUACUCCCUGAUCCAGAGUCUCUUGAUGUUGCGUCUGUCCUUCUGCACCAACUGGGUAAUUAAACACUUCUACUGUGAACUUGCUCAGGCCCUCACACUUGCCUGCUCAGACACAUUGGUCAAUUAUGUCCUGCUCUAUAUGGUGACUGGCCUUCUUGGUUUCAUUCCCUUCUCAGGAAUCCUUUUCUCUUAUACGCGAAUUGUCUCAUCCAUCCUAAGAACCCCAUCGACAGAUGGAAAAUAUAAAGCCUUUUCUACCUGUGGGUCUCAUCUAUCUGUUGUUUCUUUAUUCUAUGCAACAGGCCUUGGUGUUUACCUCAGUUCUGAUGCCACAUCUUCCUGGGAAGGCAUGAUGGCCUCAGUGAUGUACACUGUGGUCACACCCAUGCUGAACCCCUUCAUCUACAGCCUGAGGAACAGAGACAUUAAGAGAGCUCUACAAAGAAGUCUCAGCCAGAUCACCCUCUGCUUGGUUCUAGUAGAAGAGACUUUGCCCUAG
Chinchilla lanigera (long-tailed chinchilla) is the source of this 960-nucleotide messenger RNA. RefSeq names its product olfactory receptor 7C1-like. Gene Ontology annotation, molecular function: olfactory receptor activity; G protein-coupled receptor activity. Lineage: Eukaryota; Metazoa; Chordata; Mammalia; Rodentia; Chinchillidae. Gene Ontology annotation, cellular component: membrane. The coding region runs from base 1 to 960 and encodes 319 amino acids. Gene Ontology annotation, biological process: G protein-coupled receptor signaling pathway. The record is from RefSeq and is a predicted model, not a curated record. The transcript is spliced from 2 exons.